Lasiosphaeria miniovina is the source of this 222-nucleotide messenger RNA. RefSeq lists its product as uncharacterized. The record is from RefSeq and is a predicted model, not a curated record. The transcript is spliced from 2 exons. The coding region runs from base 1 to 222 and encodes 73 amino acids. NCBI's taxonomy places the organism in Eukaryota, Fungi, Ascomycota, Sordariomycetes, Sordariales, Lasiosphaeriaceae.
AUGCAAGCACUUACUGGCAGCACCCGCAGCUCCGUCGUCCUUGCGUACGACGCUCCUGCUCCUGACCCGGUGCUGGACGCGCUUGUUCACGAGUGUGGCGAGAAGAUGUGCACGGCGCUGCUGCAGCAUCAAUACUCGUGCUGGCGCUUGGCCAAGUUGAGGCGGCUCAAGGAGCAGUAUGACCCUCAUAACUGCUUUGGCUUUUACGCACCGAUCCAGUAG